This is a messenger RNA of Drosophila hydei, 1558 nucleotides long. RefSeq names its product tubulin alpha chain. Gene Ontology annotation, biological process: mitotic cell cycle; microtubule cytoskeleton organization. The transcript is spliced from 3 exons. Gene Ontology annotation, molecular function: GTP binding; structural constituent of cytoskeleton. Gene Ontology annotation, cellular component: cytoplasm; microtubule. The record is from RefSeq and is a predicted model, not a curated record. The coding region runs from base 158 to 1513 and encodes 451 amino acids. NCBI's taxonomy places the organism in Eukaryota, Metazoa, Arthropoda, Insecta, Diptera, Drosophilidae.
UAUUUGAAAAAUCAGAAAAAAAAGACGAUCGAAAAAUUCUAGUUUAAUUUUUAUAAUUAAUUUCCUUCUGGCUCAAGGGUGAUCUAAAUUCGUAGUGGCAUAUGUAGAGGAUUGGCUUAGAUCAGCAGUGGCUGAGUAGUUGUUCGAUCGCCGCCAGAUGGGCAAGGGCGAGAUAAUACAGAUACACAUUGGGCAAGCUGGUGUACAGAUUGCAAAUGCAUGCUGGGAGCUCUACUGCCUGGAGCAUGGCAUCCUCUCAAACGGACGGCUGAUGAGCAAACCCUGCGAUGAAUCCUUUCUCACAUUUUUCGAAUUAAGUGAACAUGAGCCCAGCGUGCAGCCGCGUCUGAUCAUGAUUGACACGGAGCCAACGGUUAUAGAUGAGAUACGGACGGGAGCUUAUCGCAAUCUAUUUAAUCCGCACACGCUUAUCACGGGCAAGGAUGACAGCGGCAGUAACUUUGCCCGAGGCUACAAUUUGAUGGCCAGUGAGUUGCUGGAUCGGACCAUGAAUGCAAUACGCCGUGUCGCCGAACGUUGUCGUAGCCUGCGCGGCUUUCUGGUCUUUCGUGCGAUUGGCGGCGGCACUGGCUCUGGCCUGGGCACGCGAAUAAUGGAGCAGCUGGUCCAGGACUUUGGCAGAAAAGUUACUGUCAUUGAGUUUCUAGUAUAUCCAUCACCUUCCAUUUCCCCUGUAAUUGUGGAGCCGUACAAUGCUCUGCUGGCCGCCCACUUUUCCAUGGAUUGUGCGGAUGUAUCCUUCAUUGUGGAUAACGAAGCCCUUUAUGAUAUCUGUGCGAGCACCUUGAAUGUGCCCGCACCCACGUACACCAAUCUAAACCGCAUCAUUGGCCAAGUGGUGUCUGCGUUCACGGCUUCGCAACGAUUUUCGGGCCAAUCGGUAAGCUUUCAAGAGUUGCAGACGAAUUUGGUGCCGUAUCCGCGUAUACAUUACCCCCUGAUCAAUUAUGCACCUUUGGUGCCUGUCACACACUCACAAUUCGUCAACCAGAGCACCGCUCAACUGACUGGCCAGUGUUUCCAAAUGAGCAAUCAAAUGGUUCGCUGCAAUCCCUCCCACGGCAAGUAUAUGGCUUGUGUGCUGCUCUAUCGUGGCGACGUUGCGCCCAAUGAGAUCAACUCAGCACUGGAAAGUAUUAAACGGUCGAAGUCCUUUAAGUUUGUGGACUGGUCACCCACAGGCUUUAAGAUCGGAGUCAGCAGCAUGCCCCCAGUAUAUGUGCCGCAUGGCGACCUAGCGCCCACGAGUCGCGCCUGUGUGGCUAUCUCGAAUAAUACGAAUAUACGGAUUGCCUGGUGUCGUUUGGUCAACAAAUUCGAUAAGCUGUAUCAGCGGCGCGCCUUCGUCUAUCACUAUGUGGGCGAGGGACUCGAGGAGGGCAACUUCAAUGAGGCUUCGGAGAAUAUAUGCCAACUGGUGCACGAUUAUCUCGAGGUGGACUCCUCGGCACAAAUCUCCCAACGUAACUCUGAACAUCAUAGUGACGAAUAAUGAACUUGUGCACUGUCUUUUUUUUAAAUAAACCCCAAAAAAUCA